AUGCUAUCCAUUCUUGCAGCUCUCUGCUCGAUAUCAACAUUUCACUCCCGUUUUCAAGAGCCUUUCCUUCGACCAGUUCGAGCAGCAACUUUUGGUAGCCUUGGACUACUCACCAUGGUCCCCAUCUACUAUGGAGUAUACAGAAAUGGAUGGGGCAUGCAGAACCAACAGAUGGGAAUAACCUGGGUCCUUAUAACACUUGUCUUGAAUGUUCUCGGGGCCACAGCAUACGCCUUCAAGAUUCCCGAGAGGUGGUACAGGCGGACCUUCGAUACAUUCGGAGCGAGUCAUCAGGUGUUCCACAUCAUGGUUGUGCUUGCUGCUCUCACAUAUACGAAAGGUAUACUCCAAGCUUUCGACUUCGUCCAUUCUCAAGGUUAUAAUCCAUGCUCAACGCAAUAG
This is a messenger RNA of Cadophora gregata, 402 nucleotides long. RefSeq lists its product as uncharacterized. Bases 1 to 402 code for a protein of 133 amino acids. Gene Ontology annotation, cellular component: membrane. Gene Ontology annotation, molecular function: signaling receptor activity. NCBI's taxonomy places the organism in Eukaryota, Fungi, Ascomycota, Leotiomycetes, Helotiales, Ploettnerulaceae. The record is from RefSeq and is a predicted model, not a curated record. The transcript has 3 exons.